AUGGAGGAAGAAAAGCAGAUUGAAGCUGGAGAAACUUCAACAUCAUCCAUCAAAGUUAUAACUUUGGAGCCAAAGUUGAUUAUAAACAAAGGAAUAUUGAUCACUGGAUUCGUUCUGCGUUUAUUUGCUGUUUUUGGAACUAUAGGAAGCGCUCUCGCCAUGGGAACAACAGAAGAAUCCGUUGUCUCUUUGACUCAGCUUAUACUCCUCAAAGCUAAAUACAGUGACUUGCCAACGCUCAUGUUUUUUGUAGUUGCAAACGCAAUUGCUGGUGGAUAUUUGGUUCUUUCUCUACCUGUGAGUAUCUUUCAUAUCAUCAGUACAAAAACAAAAACUUCCAGAAUCAUCUUGCACAUCAUUGAUACGGUGAUGUUGGCGCUGGUGAGCUGUGGAGCAUCAGCAGCAACAGCGACCGUGUAUUUAGCUCACGAAGGGAACACAACCGCUAAUUGGGCACCCAUCUGCCAGCAAUUCGACGGUUUCUGCAAACGCAUCUCCGGAUCUCUCGUUGGUUCUUUCUGCGCAAUGAUCUUCCUCAUCUUUAUUCUUAUCAAUUCUGCUAUCUCCCUCUCACGCCACUAA
This is a messenger RNA of Microthlaspi erraticum, 582 nucleotides long. The record is from the annotation of a GenBank genome assembly. NCBI's taxonomy places the organism in Eukaryota, Viridiplantae, Streptophyta, Magnoliopsida, Brassicales, Brassicaceae.